Messenger RNA from Calliphora vicina (urban bluebottle blowfly), 945 nucleotides. It is a transcript of the gene cold, whose product is annotated as coiled. Bases 78 to 533 code for a protein of 151 amino acids. Lineage: Eukaryota; Metazoa; Arthropoda; Insecta; Diptera; Calliphoridae. The record is from RefSeq and is a predicted model, not a curated record. The transcript has 3 exons.
UAAACACUUGCUUCAUCUAUUGUUUUCUUUAAUUGUUUUACUUUUUCUAAUUUUCCAAAAAAAUAUUAACUUAUUGAAUGAUGGAGACGUGGAAAAUAGCUAUUAUAACAAUAAUAGCCAUUUAUUACUGUACACAAGUUAAUUUUGUUGCUGGCUUGGAAUGUUAUGUUUGCUCCAAUCAGACGGGCAAUGUGGAAAAGUGUUUGAAUACGAUAAAAACCUGUGAACCAGGUGAAGAUGUCUGUGGCACUGAAAUACGUUGGGGAAGUCAGCCUUAUUUCUCUCAAGGAGCCCUUAAACAAUAUUACGUUUCGAAGCGUUGCAUGACCAAAUCGAUGUGUCAAGCGAAACGUAGACGUCAUAUGCCCUAUUGCACACAUAUUUGGUAUGAAGAUUGGUCUUGUCACGAAUGUUGCCAGGGCGAUAGAUGUAACUACUUUGUAAUUAGCGGAUCUACAAAAUUACAGAUGCAUUUAUUGACAACAGUUGCUGUGAUAGCAUUUUCUCUAUUCAUAGCCAUUAAACGACAAUAAAUUUAAGAUACUAUCCUGUAGAGACAGGAUAACAAAGUCUUGUAUCAUUUUUAUACAUUAGCCUAAAAACGCAUCUUCAAAAAUAAUAUAAUUUGUAUACAAUUGACCAAGAAUCUCUCAGCAUUCCACUAUGAUUUGAUGCAUAGUUUUUAAUACAAAAUAUAUACAUUUAAACUAUUGUUUUUUUGUUAUACAGAAUAGACACAUAUAAAGUCUAACAUGUUUAACUAUCCGAAAAAGUGACCUUACUUUACAAAUCGAAUAUAUUUUUUUGUAUGUAGUGUAAGUUUUGUAUUUUAUUUUAAUUAUCUCAAAUUGUUUAAUAUUUACAUUCCGUCCAUUAUUGUAAUUAGAGAAUUGUAGUAUAUUUUUAUACACAAUAAAAUAAACAUAUAAUUAAAAAUAAAUCAAA